This is a messenger RNA of Thalassophryne amazonica, 2029 nucleotides long. RefSeq names its product G protein-coupled receptor 157 (gene gpr157). Gene Ontology annotation, molecular function: G protein-coupled receptor activity; cAMP binding. Lineage: Eukaryota; Metazoa; Chordata; Actinopteri; Batrachoidiformes; Batrachoididae. Gene Ontology annotation, biological process: cell surface receptor signaling pathway; adenylate cyclase-activating G protein-coupled receptor signaling pathway. The record is from RefSeq and is a predicted model, not a curated record. The transcript is spliced from 4 exons. The coding region runs from base 29 to 1048 and encodes 339 amino acids. Gene Ontology annotation, cellular component: plasma membrane.
UGUAGUACCUGGUGCGCACGCUUCCAGCAUGGCGCACGACAAUCACACUGUGGUUUACCUGUCCGAACAGAUGGUGGUUCUGCUGUCGUGCACGCUCUCGUUCCUGGGUUCGUCGCUCAUCAUCCUCACCUACAUUCUGUGGUCGGACCUGAGGACAACCCCGCGGAGCCUGCUGGUCUGUCUGUCCGUGUCCGACUGGCUGUCCGACGUGUCUUACGCGUACGGCGUGUGGAGAGUUUUCCACGCGGACACGCUGGAGUGCGUCAUCCAAGGAGCCAUCUCCACGUUCGCCAACACCAGCUCCUUCUUCUGGACCGUGGCCAUCGCCGUUUAUCUCUACGUGUUCAUCGUCAGGGCCAGCAGAAGAACCGCAGACAGUUUGCUGGUGUGUUUCCACCUCGUCAGCUGGGGGGUUCCUCUCACCAUCACUGUUGCAGCCUUGUGCAUGAAUAAGAUUGGCUACGAUGCCUCAGAGGUGUCGGUUGGCUGGUGCUGGGUCAGGAUCCACGCUGCAGACCGGGUCCUGUGGAUGCUGCUGACAGCCAAGAUCUGGGAGUUCCUGGCUUACCUCAUCCUGCCGGUCCUCUACGUCCUGAUCAGGAGGCACAUCCAUGGAGCACAUGCUGUCCUGUCCGAGUACCAUCCUAUUUUGGCUGGAAGGCCUGCGUCAAAUUCCUUUUCUGCCAUGGCUGAUAUGAAGAUGACGCUCAUUCCCAUUAUCUUCAUUGCAUUGCGCAUUUGGAGCACAGUGCGCUUCGUUCUGCUGCUCGCCGGCUCUCCAGCUCGACAGCACCCUGUGCUGGUCACUCUGCACGGAAUUGGCAACACAUUGCAGGGAGCAGCCAACUGCGUCAUGUUUGUAUUCUGCACUCAGCCAAUCCGAGCACGGCUCUGCACCGCGCUCUGCUGCUGCUGCUCUUCAAAGUGCCGAGCAGCGAUGUCACAUUCACAGAGUGCCCCUCAGACACUCCAGCCAGGACCUGACCCCUCUGCCCACGGAGAAGAACAAGGAGAAGAUGGGAUUAACCGAGCUCAGCCUGGCAGAUAAUACACAACACUGAGCGUGAGGAGAUGGACACAGAUGAAGGUUGACGUGUCGCACCUUCUUGUUUAUGACGGUUUGUUGCACAGCAGUGAUGCUGCACCUGACGUAACGCCAGAACCGCCACAAACAUUUUUAUACCUAAACACUGUGGCUUCAGAUGUUCCAACAGCUAGACUGUCUUAUAGCUCCAUUUCACUUUCAGUUCUUUGUGCACAUUUUCCUUGGAAAUACUGAGGCAUGUAUCUUGUAAAAUGCAAUGAAGGAAGAACUGUUAAAUAGUAAAUGGCUUCCAGAUUAACAAUAAUAACUCAACAACACAACAUGUUAUCAUCUUGUAACUCUUCAAAUUAAAAUGGGCAUACAGUGAGGAGAAACCCAUUAAGACUAGGUGACUUUUGAUACACGAGAUCAAUCCAAAAUCAGCUUUGUUCUGCCUAAGUAAUAAUAUCCGUGGUUGCUUAGUGGAUGCUGGAUUGAUGGUGGAUUCGGAGCAGGGAUGGUUGUCAGUGAAGUAACUUUUCUGAUCAGUAGUGGUUAUGUUGUAAACCUGAAAUAACACAAUAAUAACAUACAUCCACACACCCCUGCAGAAAGGAUAUAGUUUAAAUUUAGCUAAAGCAGACACUUCUUAAUUCUGUCUCAACAUGUAUGUGCUUUUUUUAUUUGGAUUUCUGUAUUUAGCCAGGAUAAAAUCAAACUUUUAUUGGCAAGUGAGACCUGUUCAAGAUGACAUGUUUGGAAGUUAACUGUAGCAUGAAUUGAGUUUAUCAGGGUUUUUCUUCAAUUUUCAAAGCCUUGGUCUAGUGGCCAUCCAUGCCACCACUGAUUUUUAUUUUUAGUAUUUUUUGAGAAAAUGACACACAGUUUAGUAGCUGAAUAUUUUAAUUUAAUUUAACCCUUUUUUAACCAGGUUAGUCCCAUUGAGAUCAAGAUCUCUUUUACAAGGGAGACCUAGACAAUUAUAAAGUUUCCAAUUCACCUAAC